Molecule: messenger RNA, 1578 nt
Organism: Colletotrichum chrysophilum
Lineage: Eukaryota; Fungi; Ascomycota; Sordariomycetes; Glomerellales; Glomerellaceae
Exons: 4
Coding region: 1-1578 (525 amino acids)
Molecular function (GO): heme binding; iron ion binding; oxidoreductase activity, acting on paired donors, with incorporation or reduction of molecular oxygen
Source: RefSeq, a predicted model, not a curated record
AUGGCGCCAAAGACAAAUCAUAUUUGGCUCUGGCUGGGUGUCGCCGCCGUCGGAUGCGUGCUCUAUGUCGCCGGCAUCGUCGCCUACCGUAUCUUUUUCCACCCCUUGGCGAAAUACCCAGGUCCGUUUAUCGCGAAGAUCACAGAUGGCUACCAGCUCUACCACGCAUGGAAGGGUGACCGCCAUCUAGACUUUCAUAAGCUUCACAGCAAAUAUGGCAAAAUCGUGCGCUUCGGACCCAACUCCGUCUCAUUCAACUCCGCGACAUCCCUCAAGGAGAUCUACGGCUUCCGCUCGAACGUUCGGAAGGCCGAAUUCUACAACGCCUUCGUCCACCCCGCUGCGAACACACACAACACCCGCGACAAGGAGGUUCACGCCCGCAAGCGCCGCGUCCUCGCCCACGCCUUCUCAGACAGCGCCAUGAAGGAGAUGGAGCGCUAUAUCCUCGGCAACGUACGCUCCUUCACCACCGAGAUCGGCCGCGGAGGCUCUCCCGACGCCAAGGGCUGGUCUUCCACUAAGAACAUGGCUGACUGGUGUAACUACCUCGCCAUGGAUAUCCUCGGUGAUCUGUCGUUCGGCAAGGCAUUCCACAUGCUCGAGGCCCCUGAUAACAGGUUCGCGUUGGAUUUGGUUGCGGCUGCGACCAAGAGGCAUCUUAUUUGCGGUACAAUGCCGAUCGUCGACAAGCUCAAGCUCGACAAGUUUCUCUUCCCGACGAUCGCGGCCGGUCGCGCGAGGUACAUGGCAUACAGCAAGGGACAGCUGACGGAGAGAACGAAGCUGGGCGAGGAUACCGACCGCAGAGACUUCUUCUACUACCUCCUCAAGGCGCGUGACCCCGAGACUGGCCAGGGAUUCUCCACUCCUGAACUUUGGGGAGAGUCGAACCUGCUCAUCAUUGCCGGUUCCGACACCACAUCAACCGCCAUGGCCGCCACAAUCUUCUACCUUGUCCGCAACGCCGACGCCCUCAAGAAGGCCACCGAGGAAGUCCGCAGCAAAUUCACCGACGUCGAGGAGAUCCGCCAAGGCGCCGCACUCAACUCCUGCACCUACCUCCGCGCCUGCAUCGACGAGGCCAUGCGUCUCUCCCCCUCCGUCGGCGGCCUCCUCCCCCGCGAGGUCCUCAACGGCGGCAUGACCAUCGACGGAGCCCACAUCCCCGCCGGCACCGUUGUCGGAACGCCGCAUUACACCAUCCACCACAACGAGGACUACUUCCCCUCGGCCUAUUCGUACAUCCCGGAGCGCUGGAUGGUCGGCGCGACAAACCCGGUCAGCGGACGGCAGACGACCGAGGAGGACGCGGCGAGGGCGCAGAGCGCGUUCUGUCCGUUUUCGAUCGGCGCGAGAGGGUGUAUCGGCAAGGGACUCGCGUACGCUGAGAUGUCCACCACAAUCGCGCGGACGUUGUUCCUGUACGACAUGCGCAAGGCGGUCGGCGUCGUUGACCCGGCUGAGGGACGGGCGGAUCUGGAGGAGGGAAGGAGGAGGGUUUCGGAGUUCCAGCUAUUCGACACGUUUACGAGUAUGAAGGAUGGUCCGUUGGUGGAAUUCCGGGUGAGGGCUUAG